GGAAGGAGAAAAGAAGACUGAAGUAUCUGUAUUGCAAUCAAACACCCAUAUCAUGGCUGACAUGGAGGAGAAAGCGUUUAUAUGCCUGGAAUGUGGAAAGAGUUUCACUUGGAGGGCUCAUCUGAAGCGACAUCAAAGGACUCACACGGGGGAGAAACCAUAUACAUGCAUGGAGUGCGGAAAGAGCUUCACUCGCAGUGGUAAUCUACGUUUACAUGAAAGGAUUCACACUGGGGAGAAACCCUAUACAUGCCCGGAGUGUGGAAAGAGCUUCUCUGAGAGUUCAGAUCUACAUAAACAUCAAAGGAUUCACACUGGGGAGAAACCCUAUAAAUGCCUGGAGUGUGGGCAGAGCUUCACUGAGAGUGGAAAUCUAUAUUCACAUCAAAGGACUCACACUGGGGAGAAACCCUGUACUUGCCUGGAGUGUGGGCAGAAUUUCACUCGUAGUUCAAGUCUACGUUCACAUCAAAGGAUUCACACUGGGGAGAAACCCUAUAACUGCCUGGAGUGUGGACAGAGCUUCACUGAGAGUGGAAGUCUACGUUCACAUCAAAGGAUUCACACUGGGGAGAAACCCUAUACAUGCCUGGAGUGUGGGCAGAGCUUCACUCAGAGUGGAAAUCUACGUUCACAUCAAAGGACUCACACUGGGGAGAAACCCUAUACAUGCCUGGAGUGCGGGCAGAGCUUCACUAAGAGUGGAAAUCUACGUACACAUCAAAGGACUCACACUGGGGAGAAACCCUAUACAUGCCUGGAGUGUGGAAAUAGCUUCACUCAGAAUUCAAACCUACGUAAACACCAAAGGACUCACACUGGGGAGAAAGCAUUUAUGUGCCUGGAAUGUGGGAAGAGUUUCACUUGGAGAUGUCAUCUGAAGCGACAUCAAAGGAUUCGCAUGGAGGAGAAACCCUAUACAUGCCUGGAGUGUGGGAAGAGCUUCACUAAGAGUGGUAGUCUACGUUCACAUGAAAGGAUUCACACUGGGGAGAAACCAUAUACAUGCCUGGAGUGUGGCAAGAGCUUUGCUCAUAGUUCAGAUCUACAUAAACAUCAAAGGACUCACACUGGGGAGAAACCCUAUGACUGCCUGGAGUGUGGAAAGAGUUUCACUGAGAGUGGAAGUCUACGUACACAUCAAAGGAUUCACACUGGGGAGAAACCCUAUUCAUGCCUGGAGUGUGGGCAGAGCUUUGCUCAUAGUUCAGAUCUACAUAAACAUCAAAGGAUUCACACUGGGGAGAAACCCUAUACAUGCCUGGAGUGUGGGCAGAGCUUUACUCAGAGUGGAAAUCUACGUACACAUCAAAGAAUUCACACUGGGGAAAAACCCUAUACAUGUCUGGAGUGUGGGCAGAGCUUCACUGAUAGUUCAAGACUACGUACACAUCAAAGGAUUCACACUGGGGAGAAAACCUAUACAUGCCUGGAGUGUGGACAGAGCUUCGCUCAGAGUGGAAGUCUACGUUCACAUCAAAGGACUCACACUGGGGAGAAACCCUAUACAUGCCUGGAGUGUGGAAAGAGCUUUGCUCAUAGUUCAGAUCUAUAUAAACAUCAAAGGACUCACACUGGGGAGAAACCCUAUACGUGCCUGGAGUGUGGGCAGAGCUUCACUGAGAGUGGAAGUCUACGUUCACAUCAAAGGAUUCAUACUGGGGAAAAACCCUAUACAUGCCUGGAGUGUGGGCAGAGCUUCACUACGAAUGGAAGUCUACGUUCACAUCAAAGGAUUCACACUGGGGAAAAACCCUAUACAUGCCUGGAGUGUGGAAAGAGCUUCACUGAGAGUGGAAAUCUACGUUCACAUCAAAGGAUUCACACUGGGGAGAAACCCUAUAAAUGCCUGGAGUGUGGAAAGAGCUUCACUGAGAGUGGAAAUCUACGUUCACAUCAACGGAUUCACACUGGGGAGAAACCCUAUAAAUGCCUGGAGUGUGGAAAGAGCUUCACUCAGAGUUUAGGUCUACAUUCACAUCAAAGGACUUAGACUGGGAGAGAAACCCUAUAAACACAUUGUGUGUGGAAAAAGCUUCUCUGGGAGUUGAAAUCUAUAUAGACAUAGAAUUCACAUUGGAGAGAACAGCGGUGUUUGACCCCAAAGAGAGUUUCCCAGAUAGAGCUUUCCAGACUUUUCAUGUUGGUGAAAUUCUUUUAAGAAAUACAUCCUUUUGUGACACAGUAAUUUAGUUUAACUAGCAAGCCAGAGGUUAAACCARCCCAUAUGAGACUUUCAGUAUAUAAUAUUAAUGGAGAGAGAGARGU
Anolis sagrei ordinatus is the source of this 2268-nucleotide messenger RNA. The record is from RefSeq and is a predicted model, not a curated record. NCBI's taxonomy places the organism in Eukaryota, Metazoa, Chordata, Lepidosauria, Squamata, Anolidae.